Messenger RNA from Botrytis fragariae, 648 nucleotides. Its product is annotated as putative n-acetylglucosamine-induced protein. The transcript is spliced from 2 exons. Lineage: Eukaryota; Fungi; Ascomycota; Leotiomycetes; Helotiales; Sclerotiniaceae. The coding region runs from base 1 to 648 and encodes 215 amino acids. Gene Ontology annotation, biological process: N-acetylglucosamine metabolic process. The record is from RefSeq and is a predicted model, not a curated record. Gene Ontology annotation, cellular component: cytoplasm.
AUGGGUAGCAUAACCCCCACCCCCUGUCCCGCCUACUGGCAAACCAACAUCCCUCCCUCCGCCCACACCCCGCACUGUCCGCCGUCCCUGCAAUCCCUCUCCCAAAAAGACAUCCGCGUCCUGCUCACCCCGGACUCCGCCUCCCACAUUCUCACCUGGCCCAUCGUCCGCCACAUAAUCCGCACCAACCGCCUCGAUCUCUUCCAGCGCAAACCCUCCCAGCUCCGCAAAUACCUUGAAUACUGCUACGCCAUCAAACAAACCCACGGCUCCAUGAUGCGUUUUAUCCUCGACGAGAAACUGCACUGGAAAGAAUCAGAGCUAGAUGCACGGGACGCGCCAUUUAGUAAUGAGGAUGAAUAUAAAAUUUUAAUCAACGAUUGGCCGUAUGGGAUUGAUGAGAAAAUUGUGCAUUUGGUGGUGUGGACGAAGUUCGCGCUGGAAGAUGAUCCCGAGACGGGAGAUACGAGGGACGAUGUUAAGAGGGAAAUUCAGGCGUGGGUAGAUCGCGUGUUUGGUGGAGGGGAGAAUGUGAUUUGGUUUAGGAAUUGGAGAAGCUUGAAAUCGAUACAUUCGGUAGAGCACUUCCACGUCAUGCUGUAUGAUCCUGCUCCUGAAUUUGUAAAAGAAGUGACGGGAAGUAUUUGA